Messenger RNA from Penicillium canariense, 1683 nucleotides. RefSeq lists its product as uncharacterized. The transcript has 3 exons. Lineage: Eukaryota; Fungi; Ascomycota; Eurotiomycetes; Eurotiales; Aspergillaceae. The record is from RefSeq and is a predicted model, not a curated record. The coding region runs from base 1 to 1683 and encodes 560 amino acids.
AUGAAGCUCAAGAAACAGCCUCUUGAUGUCCCUGAGGAAGUUUAUCCCCUGCACAAGCUAGACGACAUCAAAGAUUUCCGCAAUCAUGUAAUAUGGAUGAUGCGAUUCAAUGAUGUCCUCGAUGCCGAGAUGUUGGCCGAUUCUCUGUCAAGACUGCUGGAGAUUGGAGAUUGGAAGAAACUCGGUGGGCGCCCCACUGACAUUGACAAGGCCGAUGGAAGAUUAGAAGUUCACUUUCGGAAGUCAUCAACGACUGGGCAACGGAAUGUGUUUUUCACUCACGAUACCCAUGAUAUGCGAAUUCAAGACCACCCAGUAGCUAGUCGUUUGCCACAAGCGACAGAUGGGCCAUCCACUUAUCUCGUUUCUGAUGAUUUUCGGCCGUUUAUUGCCCGCGCAAAUUUUCCAUCUUUUGCUCAAUCAGUACAGCAAAAUGAGCCUCCGAUAUCGCUGCAUGUUACCUCUUUCAAUGAUGCGACGCUUCUCGCUCUGUCGUGGCCCCAUGUCUUGAUGGACGCCUCGGCGGGAAAGGCCCUCUUAUCCGGCUGGACGUCGGUAUUGGCCGGCCGAGAAGACAGUGUGCCUAUGGUAAUUGGCGCACGAGACGACGUUCUCUUGCAAACAACAAUGUCGGAGAAGCAGGACAGGGACGAAGAAUUCAAGCUCGAAAAGAAUCGCAUGACGGGGGCUAGUCUGCUUGUUUUCUAUUUACGAUGCCUGUGGGACAAGAUCUGGUAUCCUCGGCAACAGCGAGCUGUGUUUAUACCACAAGCUGUUCUACAUAAGCUGAAAGCCGAGGUUCAACAGGGAAUCAUAAAGAGCAGCCCGAGCAGUCACGACGUGCCCUUUGUGAGCGAAAGCGAUAUACUGAUAGCGUGGAUUUGCCAAGCAGCUGCAUCCAGCACGUCAAAAUCCCGCCCCAUGACAAUCAUGAGCUUCCUAGACACCCGUUCUCGAAUCCCUGAGAUAUGCACAUCGACCGGCGUAUUUCUACAGAAUAUGGUGCUCUCAACGUACGCAUUUUUAUCUCCUCAGACUGCGAACGGCCCAAUUGGGCCGAUUGCUAUCAGUCAUCGCCGCCAUUUUGCAGAACAAUCCAGCGAAAACCAGACACUAUGUUUUCUGAGGAGUGUGUACCGGGAUAUUGAUGCGGUCAAGUCCCCAAGGCUGGUAUUCGGCGAGCCAAAUGCCGUGCCAAUCCUGAUCAACAAUGUGAGUAAAGCGGAAUUGAUCAAACUUGUCGACUUCAGUCCAGCAGUUGUGCACCAGGGCGAGAGCGCAGAGACAAGGAGAAACCCCCUAGGGACCAUGGUCACAUACUGGAAUGAAGGGCUUGAGCGAGGCUGGAGUGGUUUCAAUGUUUGCUGGAUGCAGGGCAGAGACCACGAUGGGAACUUCUGGAUUAUGGCAAACUUAUUACCGGAGGCAUGGUCACGGAUAGAGGAACAUUUGCAGAAUUUACAUGACAUGAAAGUCUACACCAGAGAUGUUUCAGCUUUACUCCUUGCUUUAGUCAAGGACAAUGUGGAUCCUCAUGAGGUCACUGGUUGUGAUGCAUCGCGCAUAUCAAAUGUGGGUCCGGCGCGGGGCUACCGGGACAUCAUUCGCCGCCAGCUGAAGGCGCUGAAAGCAGAGAAAGCUGGCGACUUCACCCAAGCUGAGCCGCCACAUACUGUUAAUUAA